AUGGAAAACGAUCAGAAAACGCCGGUCGUCGAGGACGUACCGGUUUCCCCUUCUUCCGAAAAAGAGCCAGAGUCCCCAAUGUCACCAUUGGAGACAUCACCCGCAAAAUCACUACUGUCAUAUCGGCCCGGAUCUAAAGUGAACAUGACCGAAUCAUCGACCCCUCUCGGGCAAGUAAAUGCUGCUCGGCGAGGCGUUGUUCCACCCCAACGACCGAUUGCAUCUUUGGGCGGACAGUCCGGUGGUCUAAACCAAGACAUAAUGGCUAGAAUGAAGGCGUUUUCUCUGUCGAGGCAAGGUGCUCCAGCUGGUCUCCCCCAUACUACAUCGACUGGUGGUAUUCCCUCGUCAGCACAAGGAUCACCUUCUAGUGGUGUUGGAAGUCCUGUUCACGGUUCUCCCCAUGGCGUGCCAGUUGGUGCGAUUACUGGAGGGUUGGCAGGACGGUUACCUCCCGGUGGACGACCACAUCCACCAAAUUGGGCGUCUGCCCCCACUGUUCCAUCCACAAGCCCCAGACCAAGUGGAUUGGCAGCUAAACGACUGAAACCGGGGCUGAAGCUCUCCGAUGCGACUGCCCCAUCACCGACUAGCAGGACAUCGCCAGCAGCAAGCGAUGGCAACGCAACCGGAUCGGACGGCGCAACUGAAUCUGCAUUCAGCAAGUACUCCGAUUUCAUUGAUACGAAAGCAGGUACUCUGCGUUUCAAGAAUAAAGCAAUCAUCCAUGGAAACGGCAUUGAAUUCUCUUCAGGCCAGAGUUUUAGCAUAUCGUUGGACGAAGUGGAUCGACUAGAUGAGCUAGGGAAGGGCAACUAUGGUACAGUGUACAAAGUACGACAUAGCCGGCCUCAUUUACGCAAACCUGGGCUGGGCUUGUCUGGUAUUGUGAGCCGAACAACCGGGUCACAAGAUGUUUCAUCUCCAGUCUUGAAACCCAACGACAACCUGACCGGAGUCGUCAUGGCUAUGAAGGAGAUCCGAUUGGAAUUGGACGAGAAGAAACUAACACAGAUCAUCAUGGAGCUGGACAUUCUUCAUAGAUGCGUAUCUCCGUUCAUCAUUGACUUUUAUGGGGCUUUCUUUCAAGAAGGUGCAGUGUAUAUGUGCGUGGAAUAUAUGGACGGAGGUUCCGUAGAUCGAUUAUACGACGGCGGCAUACCCGAGGAUGUCCUACGAAAAGUGACACUUUCCACUAUUAUGGGUUUAAAGACCCUCAAAGAUGAUCACAACAUCAUACAUCGUGAUGUCAAGCCGACCAAUAUACUUGCCAAUACCAGAGGGCAAGUCAAGAUUUGCGAUUUUGGAGUGAGCGGCAACCUCGUCGCAAGUAUUGCAAAGACGAACAUCGGUUGCCAAAGCUAUAUGGCCCCAGAGCGGAUAGCUGGCGGCGGCAUGCAGCAGGGUGGAGCUCCAGGCGGAGGAACCUACAGUGUGCAGAGCGAUAUUUGGAGUUUGGGUUUGUCGGUGAUUGAGUGUGCAAAGGGAAGGUAUCCAUAUCCUCCUGAGACGUACAAUAAUAUUUUCAGUCAACUACAUGAAAUUGUACACGGCGAACCGCCAACCUUGCCUGACGAGUUUUCUAACGAUGCAAAAUCAUUCGUACGUGCUUGUCUCGAUAAGAAUCCUAACAACCGGCCGAAUUACGCGCAACUGCUUCGACACCCUUGGUUGACUUCAUUGAUGGAGCCGCCUACUACGACUUCACCAGCCGACGACGAGCAAAGUACCUCAUCUGAUCAGUCACCCGACCCGUCUCCCCAACCUUCUCCCAAUGAAACAGAAGACUCGGAAGUGGCUGCAUGGGUUUCUGGGGCUCUUGACCGUCGCCGCAACAACCUUAUGGGCUCUCCUGAGAAGCCAGCGUUGCAUGCAGUGGCGCUGGAUGCUGUUGCCGGAAGUCCUCUACUAGAAGAUCCGUCAACAAUUUCUCCACUGCGUGGUUAG
Messenger RNA from Talaromyces stipitatus ATCC 10500, 1947 nucleotides. Its product is annotated as MAP kinase kinase (Pbs2), putative. Lineage: Eukaryota; Fungi; Ascomycota; Eurotiomycetes; Eurotiales; Trichocomaceae. Gene Ontology annotation, molecular function: ATP binding; MAP kinase kinase activity. Gene Ontology annotation, biological process: cellular hyperosmotic response; protein phosphorylation; MAPK cascade. The transcript has 2 exons. The coding region runs from base 1 to 1947 and encodes 648 amino acids. The record is from RefSeq and is a predicted model, not a curated record.